GAUUUGCCAUUCGGCUGGGGGUUCAACGGCACGGAUGCAAAGCUCAGCGACAUCUUCGCGGGCAUCAGCACGAGGAACAUGACGCCCCACGAGCGCGCGGCAUUCAUUCAGGGCAAGCAGAAGGAGCUGACGGAGUUCUUCGGCAAUGACGUCUGGGAAUUUCACAAGCCCACCGGGGAGGGGGGCCCUCGGCGGAUACUCAAGGCGAAGUGGGUGCUCAAGUGGACAAAGAACGACGACGGCACGCCAAGUGCCAAGGUGCCCAAAGACGCGGCAGAACUCAUGGGCAUCGAGCCGAAUACUCUUAUGAAGCUCAUCGGGCCAAUGUACGGCCAGGUAAAACGAAGGUUCAAGUUCAGGAAGUGGAACGACGACGACAAGAUGGAUUACCGCGGCAGCGACUUGACGCAGACCCCGCACUGGGAGAACCCGAAGUCGGACAGCAGCGAGAUUGAAGUGAAGAUGGCGACCUACGCCAAGAACCUGAAGCCCAUCACGAUCGACCAGAAUAGCAGCGACAACACGAGGGAGUUCACUAUCAAGGAGAAGCGGCAGCUACGUGGUCUACUCGGAGCUCUGCAGUGGCCAAGCUCUCAAGAUUGUCCCCAUCUUUCGGCUUCGGUUAGCAUUCACCAAGGGCAGCGACUUACGGCGACAGUGGGCACGGCCAAAGAGGCGAACAAGACUCUGCGGUUCUACAAGCAGCACUCGGACGUCGGGCUCAAGAUGAAGAAGAUCGGCCAGGUAAGCGACGUGGUGUUCGUAGCAAUGACGGACGCAGCCCGGGGAGUUCGUCAGGGCGGGUCUCGUCAAGGUGGCUACGUCCUCUUGGCAUACCACAAGAAGAUACUCGACGGACACGAGUCCGACUUUAGUGUGAUCGAUUGGAAGUCCUUCAAGCUACUACGCAUGGCACGUUCCUCUCUACAUGCGGAGUCACAGGCAGCAGCAGCGGGCAUGGAUGGCUUGGAAUUUGCGAAGCGAUUCUGGGCAGCCCUGAUCUACGACGGCGUGGACAUCACGAAGGAUGAAAGCACCCGCAUGGCGGGUGAGUCAGCAUUGGCCGUGGACGCAAAGGGGCUCUACGACGCGGCCCAAAAGGAGAGCAUCACCAGCUUCCAGGACAAGCGGACCGGCAUCGAGGUGCUAGCGCUACGUGAGAGGAUGGAGGCUACAAUGACGCGCUGGAGGUGGGUGUCUUCAGAAAGGCAAUACGCGGACGGGCUCGCGAAGAUCGCGGCGAGACAGUUCUUCGCCGACCGUCUACGAUAUGGCAGGCUACAGCUCAAGCAUGACCCGAACUACACGGCGGCAAAGAAGAAGACCAAGGAAGAGCGACAGGAGAGUAUCGACCAGACAAGGCCGGUGACAUCGGCGGCAACGCGGAAGGCAACUACACCGUUCAUGCAGUUGGAAGUAUUCGCAACCAGCUGUUGCAGAUCGGCGGCUCACACGGAGUACGACACGAAGAACGAGAACAACGGCUAUGGUAUUUUGGUUUGGUUUGCCAUGUGUUUCUUAUGUCUUGGAUUCUGUGGAGCCUACCCAGUUGCAUCCUACCUGAUCAAGAUCAGGGAGGCCGAGUACAAAUACAAGACUGAGUUAGCAGUUCUACGGGCGAAGAUCGAGAAGGAGAAGAUCGAGAAG
Messenger RNA from Prorocentrum cordatum, 1647 nucleotides. The record is from the annotation of a GenBank genome assembly. NCBI's taxonomy places the organism in Eukaryota, Dinophyceae, Prorocentrales, Prorocentraceae.